Molecule: messenger RNA, 693 nt
Organism: Penicillium psychrosexuale
Lineage: Eukaryota; Fungi; Ascomycota; Eurotiomycetes; Eurotiales; Aspergillaceae
Exons: 3
Coding region: 1-693 (230 amino acids)
Source: RefSeq, a predicted model, not a curated record
AUGAACAUGACGAAGAUGUCCAUCCUGAUGCUAUAUCUGCGCAUUUUUAUCCAGCGUUGGUUCCGGAUAACCUGUCAUGUGCUCUUGGUUAUCAUCACCUCCUAUAUGGUGGCCACCUUCUUCGCCUCCGUAUUUCAAUGCACGCCAGUGGCCCGGGCCUGGAACAAGACCAUUCCAGGAUCAUGCAUCAACAUAACCACUAACUGGUAUGCCAACGCCGGCUUCUCAAUCGCUACCGAUAUCAUCAUAUUGACGCUACCGAUGUACCCGCUCUACAAAUCGAAAAUCCGGUUGAAGCGGAAAAUCGCCUUGAUGGGUGUGUUUGCCCUCGGCACCUUUGUCGCGAUUACAAGCAUUCUCCGGAUGCAGACGCUGGACUUCUCGUCCACCAGUCCUGACAUUACCUAUCAUGGGGCCAACAGCUAUGGAAGCUCGGCUGCCAAGGACUCGGAACCUAACACCACUUCGCGUCCCCGAAGCAACUGGACGCAGCUUCAUGCGUACCCUGAUCCCAAGGGCAUCAGUAUGGACCAAACCAGCGAUUCCCCAAACCGCUCAUCGGAAGAUAGCGUGGGCGAGGGCGGUGAAUCCCAGGAUCAAAUCGAAAACGGCAUCACGAAGGUCACAGAAUAUUAUGUUUCUUAUUCUAAUGCGAAAUCGCUUCGAGGCAAAUAUAUCCCUAGGGCCGAAUAG